Molecule: messenger RNA, 568 nt
Organism: Staurois parvus
Lineage: Eukaryota; Metazoa; Chordata; Amphibia; Anura; Ranidae
Source: the annotation of a GenBank genome assembly
UGGAUUCCCGAUUUAGCCGCGCGUAAAUCUUCCAUACUGGAGCGCUCGCUGGCCAGGCCGAAGACAGAAGUCAGCCUCAGCGCCUUUGCUCUUUUAUUUUCCGAGAUAGUCCAGUACUGCCAGAACCGAGUAUAUUCGGUUUCUGAGCUGCAAGCCAAGCUGUCCGAGCUGGGCCAGCAAGUGGGAUGCCGGAUCCUCGAUCCGCUGGUGAUGAGGGAGAAGAACGGCAAACGUGAGACCAAAGUGAUCAGCGCUCUGCUCUUCAUCAAGGUGGUGGCCUGGAAGGCGCUAUUCGGGAAAGAAGCGGACAAGCUGGAGCAAGCCAACGACGACGACAAAAACCUACUACAUUAUUGAGAAGGACCCUCUGAUCAACUCUUAUAUAUCCGUCCCAAAGGAGAACAGCACUCUGAACUGCGCUUCCUUCACAGCCGGCAUCGUGGAGGCUCUGCUGACCUGCAGCGGCUUUCCGGCUAAGGUGACCGCCCACUGGCACAAGGGGACCACUCUCAUGAUCAAAUUCGAUGAGUCCGUCAUUGCUCGGGACAAAUCGCUGGAUGGACGCUGA